Messenger RNA from Solanum tuberosum (potato), 1737 nucleotides. RefSeq names its product xyloglucan galactosyltransferase KATAMARI1-like. The transcript has a single exon. Bases 1 to 1737 code for a protein of 578 amino acids. Gene Ontology annotation, molecular function: glycosyltransferase activity. The record is from RefSeq and is a predicted model, not a curated record. NCBI's taxonomy places the organism in Eukaryota, Viridiplantae, Streptophyta, Magnoliopsida, Solanales, Solanaceae.
AUGGAUAAUUCCCUCACAACAAGGUCUCGCAAUAAAUUUUGGUUUGUUUUCUUUUUUUUGUUUGUUUCUUGGUACUUAUUGCUUUAUGGAAUUGAUUGGUCUUCUUUACAUGGUAUUGUAACAACGUCACAAUACGAAGUGAAUUCAAUUGAAUCCUUUCGUCCAACUUCUAUUCCUCUGCCUCCACCUCAUGUUGAUGUUAGCUCCAAUUUCAAUUCUACAAGUGAUGAUAAUGCCACCAACGAGACACGAUCCAAGGAGGAAGAAUCGUUGUCUAAUGAAAAUGAUAAUGCGGUGGUACCUGAUUUGGAGGAACUCCAGAAAGAAUUGGAACUUUUUUUAAGAAAAAUCGAACCUCCAAAAGAAGAAAAGAAGUUUGAGAAAAAAAUCGAAAAAAAGGAUGAUAACAGGGGAGGAAAAUGUGCAGGACGACAUAUAUAUGUUGCAGAAAUACCUAGUAAGUUCAAUGAAAUUAUGUUGAAGGAAUGUAAAUUGUUGAAUAAAUGGGAAGAUAUGUGUCAAUAUUUGGUGAAUAUGGGGCUUGGUCCUGAUCUUGGAAACCCACAAAGGAUUUUUUCGAACAAAGGUUGGUAUACUACAAAUCAAUUUUCGUUAGAAGUCCUGUUUCAUAACAGAAUGAAACAGUACGAUUGUCUAACGAAUGAUUCAUCUGAAGCAUCAGCAGUUUUCGUGCCAUACUAUUCAGGGUUCGAUGUUGCUAGAUACUUAUGGGAUGAUUUCAACACAUCAAUAAGGGAUGCAAGUGCAAUUGAGGUCGCGAAAUUUCUUAGAGAAAAACCCGAAUGGGAGACAAUGUGGGGAAGAGAUCAUUUCAUGAUUGCUGGUAGAAUUACUUGGGAUUUUAGGAGAGGUAUUGAGGAAGAUGCAGCUUGGGGGAACAAGUUAAUGUUGUUACCUGAGGCACAGAACAUGACAAUCUUAACAAUCGAAUCGAGUCCUUGGAACAGGAAUGAUGUCGCCAUUCCAUAUCCAACGUAUUUCCAUCCUUCAAGUGACAGUGAUGUAGUCCAGUGGCAGAACAGGAUGGGGAGGUUAAGGAGGAAGGUGUUGUUUUCAUUCGCGGGUGCUCCACGUCCUCAACUUGAGGACUCAAUAAGAAGUGAAAUCAUGGAACAAUGCUCAGCCACGAGGCGAAAAUGCAAGCUAUUGGAGUGUAAGGACUUACACAACAAAUGCACCAAGCCUGUACAUGUAAUGAGGUUGUUUCAAAGUUCAAUCUUUUGCUUACAACCCUCAGGGGAUUCGUUCACUAGGAGGUCUACUUUCGAUUCAAUUUUGGCUGGUUGUAUCCCAGUGUUUUUCACUCCUGGAUCCGCGUAUGUCCAAUAUAUAUGGCACUUACCAAAAGAUUACACCAAAUACUCGGUGCUUAUUCCGGAAGAUGAUGUUAGGAAAAAGAAAGUGAGCAUUGAAAAUGUACUAUCUAAAAUACCAAAAUCACAAGUAGCAGCAAUGAGAGAGGAAGUGAUAAAGCUUAUACCAAAUGUAGUUUAUGCAGAUCCAAGAUCAAGAUUGGAGACAGUUAAAGAUGCAUUUGAUUUGGCAGUGAAAGGGGUUCUUGGAAGAGUGGAUGUAAUAAGAAAAGAGAUGAGACAAGGCAAGAAUUCAAGUAUGGUGUUUGAUGAAGAAUAUAGCUGGAAGUAUCAUACUUUUGGGACAUUAGAAAAGCAUGAGUGGGAUAAUUUCUUUUUGAGAACCAACAAAGAGAAGUACUAA